Messenger RNA from Nerophis lumbriciformis (worm pipefish), 417 nucleotides. RefSeq lists its product as uncharacterized. The record is from RefSeq and is a predicted model, not a curated record. Lineage: Eukaryota; Metazoa; Chordata; Actinopteri; Syngnathiformes; Syngnathidae.
AUGUGGGGAUCCUCCUCCUGGGUUGACUUCCUCAGGAAAGCAGGUCUCACAGCAAACCCAAAGAAGUGCAGGUUGGCUUUUGACAAGACCAAUUACCUGGGCUACAUUAUAGGACGGGGCCUGGUGAAGCCUCAGGAAGCGAAGCUGUGGGCCGUACAGGAUUGGCCGCAGCCCCUCACUAAGAAGCAGGUGAGAUCGUUUUUAGGCCUGGCUGGCUACUAUAGACGAUUUGUUGCUGACUUUGCUACUAUAGCGGCCCCCUUGACGGAGUUGACGACCAAAAAACACUUCCGAUUGGUGAAAUGGAACGCAGAGGCCGAGGAAGCCUUCAUCAACCUGAAACGAGCGCUGUGCUCCAGUCCGAUCCUGGUGGUGCCAGACUUCAGCAAGGACUUCAUUGCCCAGAAGAAUGAGUAG